Molecule: messenger RNA, 1011 nt
Organism: Penicillium cinerascens
Lineage: Eukaryota; Fungi; Ascomycota; Eurotiomycetes; Eurotiales; Aspergillaceae
Product: type 1 glutamine amidotransferase
Exons: 1
Coding region: 1-1011 (336 amino acids)
Cellular component (GO): cytosol; nucleus
Source: RefSeq, a predicted model, not a curated record
AUGGCCAACCGCCUCCAUGUGGCCGUGCUAGACGCGGAUAUUCCUUGCUUAUCUGUAUACGCCCAACGAGGUCUCUACAGUUCGCAGUUCCGCGUUCUUCUUCAGAAUGCCGCGGAGCGUCUGAACAAAAGUGCAGGCAUCCAGCUGCAAAAUGGCCCAGUAGCAGUGCAUGUCACGGCCUUCGAUGCCGUCGGGGGCACACUGCCACCUCUUGAAUGCCUUCGCUCUACUCCACGAUCUCCAGAAACCAACAGCGGACCGUUUGGUGCGAUCGAUGCGAUUUUAAUUACCGGAUCUGCGCACUCAGCAUACGACCCCUGCCCGUGGAUUGCGCAACUCCAAACUUUCAUUCAGACAGUGCAUGCCAACUACCCUCUGGUAAAGAUCUUCGGCUCCUGCUUCGGCCACCAGGUCAUCGCGCAGGCUUUACUGUCGGGAUCGGCACAAUCAGCCCCUGCAACCUCGACAUUCCACGUCGAGCAUUCGCAGAAGGGCUUUGAGAUGGGUAUCCAGCCUAUCAUUCUGGACCCAUCAUUCACGGCAUACUUCCCUCCUCUGGUGUCACCUUCUCCCUUCCGCAUCCAGUUGAUCCACGGUGACCAAGUGGUUCCAACUCCUGAGGCUACAGCUGCAGCGAAUGCAGGGAAGACACAAGUCUCGCUCCCGGCACCGUGGAUGAACAUCGGCAGCAGUGCCGUAUGCCCGAUCCAGGGACUUUACAAUCCAGGCCGGGUCCUAUCUUACCAAGGCCACUUUGAAUUCGACACAUUCGUCAACCACGAACUAUGCCACGAAUUCGGACGACGCGCUCGCUGGUCCGCGAUAGCUGUGGCCUCAUACGUGGAACAGAUCGAGCGCUCUCUUGUCCCGGGGCAGGAGGACGACGACGAUUCCAAAGCUGCAGCAGAAGCAGUACUGCUGUUCUUCGCGGGCGAAGACCAGCCCUCCAAAAUGGCCCCCAUUGCACCCAAUGGGAUGAUUACGCCUCCACUCGAUUCUCCAGCCGCUUGA